AUGAGGGUGAUCGAGUCGAUCGGAACAAUCCAGAUCGACAUCACUCGUUGUUCUCUCGUCCUCGAACCGAGGAGUCGGUACGAUGAAGACCUUCGGACUAGUAAUCAGAUGAAGUUCUCCGAACAACGCCUCAAAGCUUCUCUGGCUACUACGGCCGGCUUGGCCCCAGAAGGUCGGUAUUCCUCGGACUCGCCCCCUUCGAUGGAGUGGUACGACAAAGAACGUGACCCCAAUCCUUUCCUACAAUUUAUUUUCAAGUACAAACCCCGAGCAAUCUUGGAAAAUGAAGGAACCAUUCCCCCGCGAGUUGGAGCUGAAGUACUAGAACCGGAUCCAGUAAUAGUACAAAGUGAGACCGAAUGUAAGCAGGGAAUCGACAGGAACCGUAAAAGACUCAAAGGUGAGGAGAUGGAGCAGGAGGAGGAGAAGCCGCAGAAGAAAAAGCCCAAGAUUGUUGCUGAUUUGACCGGGUCGGACUCGGAGGAUGAGUCUAGUGUGAAGAUUGAUGACGAGAAGAAUGGCUCGGACUCGGAUGCAGAGAGCCGGACGCUGUUAGGAAGUCCGGCGACUGGAAGCUCAGAAGCCAGUCGCCGAACCCCGGCAACUGGUCGCCGGCCGAUCUCUCCUCCUCAACCCGGCCCGCGCCCGGAGGCUUAUAGAACGCCCAGGACGGCCCGCGAGGCAGUCCACGCGCUCUCCAAUUCGCUGCAUGAUCCCCUGAGCUCCAGCCAACAGAGGAUCAUCGGAGACCUCCUUGAUCGGGUUUACGCACGUUUCAAACCCAACAACAUUGGCACUGAGCAGUCCGACUUCCUCCUCCCGGUGGAAGGCCGAGACGAGCUAGCUGGAGUUUUUGCAAAGCACAGGAACAGCCAUGUCUCGGAUAGCCUUCUGGCUGAGGUCGCCCCCAAGCUGGAGGAAGUGAUGAAUGGGAUGUUACGGAUCCCAUCAGCCCCCGCACGGAGUGGUCGGAUCGCUAUGGACGAUGAUGCGGUGUCGAUCAAGGACUGGACGGCAUCCGUGGAGAGCGUUUGUGACUCGAUUUUCUCGCCCACCAAUCUUCGGCCUUUCUUCCCGAAGGCCAUCGACCUCACAGCUCUAUUAACCAAGCCAGACGCUGUCCUCUCUGAGGAGGCCCACAGGAGGUUCCGGGCCAUCACCUUAUCGCUCAUCCAUCCUCAGCAAACCCAAAAGAAUACCUGGGCUCGCGCCGUCAAUGAGGCCGUCUUCCUGGGAACUAACCCCCGAUUACCCACCCCGGCUCUCAACCUUUUGCUCCAAAAGGGCCACUACGCCUGCAUGCGCUUUAGAGCGUUUCUUCACUUCAGGAACAGUAGUAAUUCAAACAGGAAUCAGAUUCUUGGCAGCUUGAAGCCCUCAAAAUUCCCUCACCAGAUACUCAUCGGUUUCUUAUUGCUCGGUGUGCGGGGCUUAUUAGGAGCGCCGAUGAGCAACCGGACGACAUUCCAUCCGGGCGUCUGUCUGAUGAGUGAUCUUAUGGGCUUGAGGGAGUCUGCUCCCCCGGAGCCCAUCUGGUGGCACACUCGCCAGCUGAUCAUCCGAACGAUCAAUGAGAAUGAUGAGCAUCUUGACACUCGCCAUCUGGCCGCUGCCAUCCGACAAGACUUCCUCGCCUUUUGCUCCAUCAAUAUCCCCGUCAUCCCUUUCGUUCUCUUAUCGAAUCAAGUCCAGCAGCUUCCCUCCGAAGUAUUGCCUUUGGAGCACUAA
Molecule: messenger RNA, 1728 nt
Organism: Puccinia graminis f. sp. tritici CRL 75-36-700-3
Lineage: Eukaryota; Fungi; Basidiomycota; Pucciniomycetes; Pucciniales; Pucciniaceae
Exons: 6
Coding region: 1-1728 (575 amino acids)
Source: RefSeq, a predicted model, not a curated record